AUGUCCCAGCCGCUCUUUGGCAUCGUUCCUGCCGGCCUGCCGGUCCUCACCUCGCCCUCCGAGACGCCUUCGCCCGGCUCCUUUGUCUACACCAUCGUCUCGCCUCCCAACGCAAAACCCUUCAGCCACGUGGUCGUCUUUCUGCUUCCGGGCGUUCAGCUGCCUCCUGCCACCGCCGCCGCCAUCUACCUGGUCACCCCGCCCGUCGACUCGACCCAGACCGUCCCCUCGCUGCGCUUCCUCGGUGGCAUCGGCCCCGGAAAAGAAUCCGCCAUCUUCAAGAUCGCCGGCACAUCCACCAACACUCCUACUGUCCUCGGCAUCAGUGUCGAGGACGCAGCCGGCGUCGCUGCCCGCAUCGAUGACAUUCGCCCCGAAAAGCUGCUGCCACCCCCCUCAGCUGCUUCUUCGUCAACGUCCUCUCCCCCCUCCACCCUCCUCCUCGCCCAGCGCAUCGGCCAGAACGCCUUCAACUUCCUCGCCAGCUACAGCGCCCGGAUCCCCGGCAGCUCCUCUUCCGAAGAGGUCAUCCCCAUGCGUGCCUUCGAGGAGUGGUGGCGCAAGUUCGAAGGCCGCGUCCGCAGCGACCCGACCUUCCUGGAACGGCCAAUGGACUGA
This is a messenger RNA of Grosmannia clavigera kw1407, 618 nucleotides long. RefSeq names its product duf775 domain containing protein. Lineage: Eukaryota; Fungi; Ascomycota; Sordariomycetes; Ophiostomatales; Ophiostomataceae. The record is from RefSeq and is a predicted model, not a curated record. Gene Ontology annotation, cellular component: nucleus; cytosol. Gene Ontology annotation, biological process: protein import into nucleus. Bases 1 to 618 code for a protein of 205 amino acids. Gene Ontology annotation, molecular function: nuclear import signal receptor activity. The transcript has a single exon.